This is a messenger RNA of Funneliformis mosseae, 879 nucleotides long. Lineage: Eukaryota; Fungi; Glomeromycota; Glomeromycetes; Glomerales; Glomeraceae. The record is from the annotation of a GenBank genome assembly.
AUGAACUUAUUUAAAUGGUUGUCUAAAACUAGUACUGCGAAACAUAGUAAUUUAGAAAAUGAUUCCUCAAAAGUCAUUGACAACAUUCCCAAAGUAGAAAAUAAAACUCUAGAUUUAUGGAAGGAAUAUAAUUACGAAUAUCAGCGAUAUGUUACAAUUGCUUCUGUCAAACUGGUAGAGAUUAAAAGAAUGAAUAAACGAGCUGUAGUUUCUACAGAAGAUUUAGAAAAAAGAAAGAAAGCGUAUGGAACAUGUGGUGAAUGCUAUAAGCCGGGCACAGGUUGGCAUUGGUGUCAACCUUGUAAUUCCAAAAGGUUUAAAGAAAAUUUUAAUAAAUGGACCAGUGGGAAUAAAAACGUGGAUGAAUUAAUACAAGAAUCGCAACUUAAUGCUAUCCAUUAUUCCAAAUGUCUUGAAUGGAUACCUUUUGAACAAUUUUCCAACGUCUCUUAUAUUACCAGGGGAGGUUUUGGUAAAAUUUAUUCGGCAUAUUGGCCCGAUGGAAAUAUUGAAUUUUGGGAUAUUAAAAGACAAAGAUGGCAAAGGAACAUAGAUCAAACGGUCGCAUUAAAAAGUUUAGAUAAUUCUUUCGAUAUAAGCAAAGAUUCUUUAAACGAGACUUUAGAAAGAUUGAGUGAAGAACUAUGGAAUCCUAAUAGUGAGAUUAAUCCUCAAAUAGAAGAAUGUAAAAGGAUUAGAGCAAACAAGUUUAAAAGUGAAUGUAAACCCAAAUCUCUUCAAACACAUUCUCAAGCAAUUUAUACUAGUAGAUUAAUAAAUUUUAAGAAUCUCCCAGAACCUGUAAAUUCAUCUCCUUGUCAAAUUUUUACAGUUUCAGAAUGUUUAGAUGCUCAAAUUAGUGAAGCAAUGUCAGUUUAA